This is a messenger RNA of Salvia hispanica, 991 nucleotides long. RefSeq lists its product as uncharacterized. Lineage: Eukaryota; Viridiplantae; Streptophyta; Magnoliopsida; Lamiales; Lamiaceae. The record is from RefSeq and is a predicted model, not a curated record.
CACACCAACACGUUAAACUAUAGCAACUUGACGCAACAAAACCUGCAUGAUUAAAGCCUACCAUAACUCUUCCACGACGCCUCCAGCCUAAACCCUCACAAUUGAAGAAACUUCCCCAAAAAACAAAGCUUAUCUUGAUCAAAACUCAACAACCACAGAAUGUCAAUGCAACUACAAAUAUAACCAAUCAAUCACACAAAAUCACUCAAAAACAAGCCUAACAAUGGUGCAUUGGAAUAAAGACUACUUAGACCUCAUAUUAGUCCCAUUAGGUUUGCUCCUCAUGUUCGGAUACCACCUCGUCCUCCUCUACCGCUACCUCCGCUGCCCUCAGACCACCGUCAUCGGCUACGAGAACCACAACAAGAGAGCUUGGGUUAGGAAAAUGUUUCAGAUCAAUAUUGAGGACAGGGGGUUUGCGGUAUCGGUGCUGAGCAGCAACGCGAGUGCAGCGACAUCCCUGGCCUCGAUUUCGUUGGUCCUGACCUCCCUGAUCGGGGCGUGGGUCGGGAGCUCGUCGGUGAAUCUCUUCACGAGUAGGUAUGUCUACGGGAGCAGGAGCCCGGCGCUGGUCUACGUCAAGUACCUGUCGCUGCUCUUCUGCUUCCUGGUGGCGUUCGGGUGCUUUGUGCAGACGGCGAGGUACUUGGUCCACGCGAACUUCCUCAUCAGCAUGCCGGACAACGACAUCCCGGUGGGCUGCGUGGAGAAGGAGGUGAUCAUGGGGAGCAACUUCUGGCUCAUGGGCCUCAGGUCGGUCUACUUUGCCGUUAAUCUGCUGAUGUGGGUGUUCGGCCCCAUACCGAUGUUCGCCUGCUCGGUGGCGAUGGUGGUGGUGCUGGUCUCGCUUGACAUCAACACCACCCCUUUGCAUCACUACAACAAGUGAUGCCAGUCUGUGAAAAUGGGGAGAAGCCUAUUGGUUUAAUUAAUCUAAUGUAAAAGGUUUUACCAGAUUAAUUUAUUUAAUUGGUUGAAUUAUGUUGGAUUA